This is a messenger RNA of Peronospora belbahrii, 2646 nucleotides long. The record is from the annotation of a GenBank genome assembly. Lineage: Eukaryota; Oomycota; Peronosporomycetes; Peronosporales; Peronosporaceae.
AUGAAAAGUACUGGGCCUUAUUUAAUGCCUUCGUCGUCAUCUGUAAGUUUACAUCCGAGUAGCUUUACUUCAAGUCAAUUGAUUGACUUGACGCUGGACGACGAAGAGGACGAGAUUAUGGAACGUCAAGUGGCUCAGGAGUCAGUUGAAAAUAAGUCGACUACAAUCUCUUCUUCUUCCAAUACAAUCAAGUUGAAUUCGCUUGAUGGGAUUGGUAACGAGUCUGCAACGGUGGUACAGUUGGUGCAACAAGACAAAGAAACGUCGGAGAUGACGGUACCGCUGGUGGAAGAUAUCGAGUCGGAUGUGGAUGAAGAGUGGCCACACAUUUCUUCUAAAGUGGCGCUGUCUGCAGCUCUAUCGGUAAAUGACAAUACGUCUCACCACCAGAUGCGAAAGAACAUGGGGGCGCUAUUGGAUGUCAUGAGCCAGACAAUCUCGCCUUUUCAUGAUGGACAAAAACACAAAAGCGUUUGGGAAGAGAUUCAUCAAGUUGAAGUGACUCGUCAACAGACGCUCGCACUGCCUCUGUAUGAAGGUAUCGAUGAUAUAAUGAAGGUACAUCUCGAUGAAGAACUUUCAAACAAAGCGCCACAAGCUAAUGCUGACGUUCCAAGCUUAUCUACCAUAGCGGAUCAAACUGGUGAAAGUCUUGAAGAUGGAGAAAUUUUUGAAGAAGGUGUAGCCUUGAAGCCAAUGAUACAAGAAUAUAUGUCAGAUCACCAUUGCGAAAGCAUACAAAAGCGACAGGUGAAUGCAACGGGAAUUCGAUCGCAUCUGCGAAGCAGAAAGCAGAAAAAACGUGGAAAAAAAAAGGCUAAACGGAAGGUGGAAGCGAUGCAGGCGAUGCAUGCCCCACCAGGUCGAGUUAAUUCCGAAUUUAAGCGGACAAUACGCCAGCAACCAUUCGCGGAUGAUCUGCCACCGUUUGCAAUGAUGAGGAAUGGCCCAAGAGGCGAGCCAAUGAAUAUGCGUCCUGUUUUCCAAGAUGCUCCCCCAGCUUUGUUUUGCGCUGGUGGUCUCCCAAGUGCCGUCCCACACCCACCACUUAGACCUCCGCUACAGCAACGACCAGCUGCUUCACUACCACCAUCGUACGAAGAUAGCCAGAUUCUACGCGUUAAUCGUCAAGGUGGUAUGGAGAUGAUCGGUGGUGAGGCUGAACUGUCCCUCCUUUCGGCGUCACCGAUUACCGAGGGGUUUCAGUACCAUUCGUUGUCGGUGAUUCCACCACCAUCCAUGCCUAAUGGACCAGGUCUUCCACUGCAACGCUCUGUAGGGGGGCGUGAUGAGUCCGUGGACUUUGAUCUUGACAGCCUUCGAGCGGCUGCGCUUCGUACCAAAAUAAAGCGCUCCGUAAAGAAAAUGGACCGGACAACCACAAUAGUAACUUCUGUGCAGUCUUCUCCAUCGUCUUCGCGAUCUGUUCAAACAGCAGCAUACAGCGAGGAGAAAAAAAGGAAGCCUGUGAGCCCUGAGAUUGAUGAGCUGCGCUUCGAUAUCUUGCGAUCCAUGAAGAGAAACCGGAACCGAACUGCCAGCAGCAAGACACGAAGCAUUUCGCAAUCAACGCCGCAAGGUAUUGAACUAAGCUUAAUUGAAAGACCUGAUGAGAGCAGGAUGAAAAAAGCCGCCCAGAGCAAUCCUUCAGGUGCCCAAGCAGCCUCACAAAAUUUGUCGGAAUGUACGCUGAUAAGUAGAUCUACUGAUGCUGAUCGCAUUGGAAACGAUUGGCCUUCUAGCAAAAUUGGUAAGUCAUUAACGCCUGAACAAGUUGUUUCCAAGAUGGAGGUAUCUAAGUUGGCUACGACUUCAGAGAAAACAAAGCCUUCCACGGAUUUUGCCGUGUCAACUUCAGAGUUUCGCCCUCUGACAGCAAGCUCUCAGUCUGUAGUGAUUCAACUCACCCCCAAUGACUUUUUGCCACGGAAAAGUGGAGACAAGUUUACGCAAGAAGCUACAUCGUCCAGCGGUUUGCGAGAUGCAAUCAAGCAAAUGAGACGAAAGAUUGCUGAACGCGAACAACAGAAGCAGACAAAACAUUUAUUGGUGAGCACCGCAACUGAACUAUCAAAGCAAUCUUUCGGGCCUCCACCAAGCUCAGCAUUGUCGUCACCGAGUUUGAAAAACAAGGCGGGAGGUGCAUGUAUUCAAUGGCCAAGUGCUCCAUCAGCACGUCCUGGGAUAAGUUCGCCUUGCACCGAAAGACUUAUACAACCAGCGGCAGGAGCAAAUGUUGAUAAACAGAUCUGUGCGCAAACUGAAGCAAAUCAAGAAAAGGAGAAAGUGACGAAGGAGGUAUUAUCGUCGCCACUUGAAAUGUUAUCAUCGGUGAAAUCAGCGAUAUUGGCAGCAGGUCGAGAAUCUUUCUCGAAACCAACGUUGGAGCCACAAUUACGAAAUGAUAUAUCUAAGGGCAUUAUGACGCUGACAAUCGCUGACGGUGUAGUAGCGGAGACACUAUGUGGUAGUAUCACUGAAAGACUAGUUUUGAACGAUAAACCAGUUUCUGAAAUUGGUUGUGACUUCGAUGCAAUCCAAGCGGAGUACCAGCAAUGCGUGGUCGAGUGCGAGGAAGCUGAGGUGCAUAUUGCACGCUUGUCGGUUGAAAUGGCUCAGCUUGAAAAACAGUUGCCUCCUGCUUAA